UCGGUUCGAGACUGUGCCAGUCUACGCUCACCCUCCCCGACAUGCAGAGAGACCCUGACACUGUUCUACAAACAGGCUGACUCUCAGAGAGAGCUGGAGAGAACCUGGGUAGCUGAGCCUUCCACUGGAGAGACAAGAGAGGGCUGGGUGAAGAUCGACACCAUUGCAGCAGACAAGAGUUUCAGUCGCGUGGAGCCAAGUCUACCUCACCAGUACAAAUCUGAGAACGCCCGACGCAUCAACAUCAAAACCCGCAGCUUUGCUCCUCUCACACGAAAAGGGUUUGUUUUAGCUAUAGUAGACAGUGGAGCAUGUGUGUCACUCAUGGGUGUUUCCAUAUUUUAUCGUCGCUGUCCAGCAACCAGUCGUUUCCUGGCUUUCUACCCAGCCACGCCCUCAGGGGCGGAGCCAACGUCUCUAGUUCCGGUGACUGGAACUUGUGUACCCCACAGCCAAUCACAGGGUGGGACAGCACCGAGAAUGCACUGUAACACAGAAGGCGAAUGGCUGGUGCCUGUUGGAGGAUGCACGUGUGAUGCAGGAUAUGAGCCCAAUCAUAAUGGCUCGGCCUGUUUAGCAUGCUCAAUCGGGUCCUAUAAACCAGUGGCCGGCUCAGUUUCGUGCACAGAGUGCCCAGCUAACAGCAGAACCAGUUCCGAAGGGUCUAAACUUUGCGAAUGUCGGAGUGGCUACUACCGCGCACCCACCGAUGCUAACACCACCGCCUGCACAAGCCCUCCAUCAGCGCCGGCAUCUCUGUCAUGGGAGUAUGAGAGUUCAGAGGGCGGGGUGUCGUUGCGCUGGAGACCUCCUGCGAACAUGGGGGGGCGGAGUGAAGUGUGGUACGGGGUGGUGUGUCGAAUCUGCCCCUCUGCCACUAACACGCCACCAAGCAUGUGUUCCUGGUGUGGAGAUACUGUCACUUUUUCCCCAUCUCAAACUGGCUUAAAGCAGACAAGGGUCACCCUCAAAAACCUGCUCACUAGGGUCACCUACCUCAUACAGGUUCAAGCUAUAAAUGAAGUGUCAGCACUGAGCCCUUUUCCACAUCAGUUCGCCAGCAUCAACUUCACCACCAGCCAAUCAGUGCCUUCUGAGGUUCCCAUGCUGCACCAGUUGAACCGAGUUCACGACUCCAUCACGCUGUCCUGGCCUCAGCCUGACCGGCCCAACGGUGACAUCCUGGAAUACCAGCUCCGGUACUACGACAAGGGGUCUGAUGAGGACAGUGCUAUGAGCGUGUUCAGUGAAACCAACACAGUGACAGUUGGAGGUCUGAUUCCAGGCUCCAUCUACGCCUUCCAGAUCCGUGCCCGGAAUGAGAGAGGCUACGGACCCUACAGCCACACGAUUUACUUCAGCACUCUAGCAAUGGAGGAACAGUCAAAGCAGAUUCAGAAUCGCCUGCCUCUUAUGAUUGGAUCGAUAAUGGGUGGAGCAGCGUUUCUAUUGGUUGUGACUGCCAUCAUCAUUGUGUUUGUGUUUCGAAGUAAAAGGAGAGAAAGCCCUUAUAGCGACAGACUUCAGAGAUACAUCAGCAACAGAGGUGGGGUGAAAUAUUAUGUGGACCCCUCUACUUACGAAGACCCCAGUGAGGCGGUCAAAGAAUUUGCACGUGAAAUCGACCCUGCUCACCUAAAGAGCGAAGAAGUCAUUGGUGCUGCUCAGUUCGGGGAGGUGUCCCGUGGCCGGUACAGGCCACUAGGUCGUAGAGAGGUGCUGGUUGCGGUUAAGACCUUGCGUUGGGGAGUGACAGACCGUGAGAAGAAUGUGUUUCUCAGUGAGGCCGGAGUCCUUGGCCAGUUUGACCACCCUAAUGUACUGAAACUGGAAGGUGUGAUCACUCGCACCCCUCCUGAACGGAUUAUCACAGAGUUUAUGGAGAAUGGACCCCUGGAUGCCUUUCUCAGGGAAAACGAGGAUCAGUUCAGCGUGUUGCAGCUGGUAGGCAUGUUGAGAGGUGUUGGAGCUGGAAUGCGUUAUCUUUCAGAGAGAAAUUUUGUCCAUCGUGACCUUGCUGCCCGGAACAUUCUGGUGAAUUCAAACCUGGUUUGUAAGGUAUCUGACUUCGGCCUGUCCCGUUUAAUGAGGGGUCUGGACCACAACAUGCCCACCUACACUGCUUCACUGGGCAGUAAGAUCCCAGUGCGGUGGACAGCUCCUGAAGCUUUCCAGCAUCGUAAAUUCAGUUCAGCGAGUGACGUCUGGAGUUUUGGGAUACUCAUGUGGGAGGUCAUGUCAUAUGGAGAACGUCCAUACUGGGACAUGAGCAACCAAGAGGUGAUGAAGGCAGUGGUUGAGCAGUACCGUUUACCUGCUCCGAACGGUUGUCCUCCAGCUCUUCACUCUCUGAUGCUGCAGUGCUGGCAGGCCGACAGACAGGACCGGCCAGGCUUUGAUUCUCUCCUGUCGUCUCUUGACCGUCUCAUACGCCACCCUGCCUCCCUGAAGGCCGAACACAGCCGUCCCACCCAGCCACUCUUAAGCCCCACCCCUACUGACCUCUCAACAGUGACAACAGUCGGUGAUUGGCUGACAGCUCUAAAGAUGGACCGGUAUAAGGAUGCGUUUGAGAGAGCACAGUACCACAGUCUGGAAAGAGUGAGCAUGCUCACAAUGGAGGAUGUUCAGGCUCUAGGAGUGAAUCUGCUCGGUCAUCAGCGGAAGAUCGUAAAUGCAGCUAAGCAGCUCAGGACACACCUCACUCAGGGACAUGUGGAGGUCUGAUGCUUCCCAAAUUGUGUUGACACUGCAGUGCAUGCUGGGAGAUCGAGUCCACAAGAACACUGGAAUAGACAUGAGGAUGACAAAAGGAGUCUUGAGUGAAAAAGAAGAUUUUUAUGAUGAAUUAUUUGCCCAUCAGUCCCACGCUUUCUUGCUGAACUGUUGUCUUCCAUAUUCUUCUUUCACUUACUCCCUCCUUCGGUGUUGCACUACCUCUCACUUUCUUAUCAGUUCACUACUUACUGGCAUUCAGUAUGAACUUGAGCCUUAAGAACACAAAAAGAAAGCUCCUUCACAAUCAGUUGCAAGGACAAUCAGAGACUUUAAAUGGAUGGUAGCUGACUGUUAUGUCUUUGUUGGCACGUGUUGGUCAAGGGCACUAGAUGUUUUAGUUUUAACUACACAAACAAACAAUACUCAUAUUGAUCAAUAAACUGAACCCCACAAGUACACUUCUAAAAGUCAUGUUUAUAAUAAGCAUUUUACCUUGCUUUCCAGUAAAAAUAUCUGAGAGCUUAUCAAGUUUUUGUUAAGGAUGUGUUAAUAUUGUUUUCAGAAAAUACACACUACUGAACAAAGGUUUGGGGUCAGUGAGAUUUAAAUGUUUUU
Messenger RNA from Sinocyclocheilus grahami, 3333 nucleotides. RefSeq names its product eph receptor B6 (gene ephb6). Gene Ontology annotation, molecular function: transmembrane-ephrin receptor activity; protein binding; ATP binding. The record is from RefSeq and is a predicted model, not a curated record. The coding region runs from base 325 to 2727 and encodes 800 amino acids. NCBI's taxonomy places the organism in Eukaryota, Metazoa, Chordata, Actinopteri, Cypriniformes, Cyprinidae. Gene Ontology annotation, biological process: protein phosphorylation; axon guidance; ephrin receptor signaling pathway. The transcript has 18 exons. Gene Ontology annotation, cellular component: plasma membrane; dendrite.